Molecule: messenger RNA, 1344 nt
Organism: Aricia agestis (brown argus)
Lineage: Eukaryota; Metazoa; Arthropoda; Insecta; Lepidoptera; Lycaenidae
Product: mantle protein-like
Exons: 2
Coding region: 41-1249 (402 amino acids)
Source: RefSeq, a predicted model, not a curated record
CCGCCCGCUGGUUAUGUGAUUUUGUGAACAGACAUACAAUAUGGCCGCUCUACAUUUUAUUUUGAUCUUGCUCGUAGCGAGCCAGCUAUCAGCUGCCAAAGAUGUGGAGGGAAAAUCAAAGGUCUCAGAACUCCUGGAGAACGGAAUCAAGGAUGAACCAGCAGGAAAACCGGCAAAGAGAGGAAUAAUUUCCACUGGGAUUGGUCAUGGGAUUGGAGGAAUUUCCUCUCUGGGAGGAGGAAUCUCUUAUGGAGGACUUUCAUCUGGCGUCGCCAUCGGAGGUUCCGGUAUCGGCAUCGGUCCCGGUAUCGGUUUUGGAUCCGGUAUUGGCGUUGGAUCCGGGAUUGGUAUUGGGUCUGGGAUUGGUAUUGGCUCUGGCGUUGCUGUUGCCGCCGGCCCCGCAGUCGCCGCUGCUCCCGCAGUGUCAGUCGCCGCUGCGCCAGCCGUGGCAGUAGCCGCCGGUCCCGCUGCUGUCCAGACAUCAGUAUCAGUCGCCCCAAACCCAGUCAUCCUCAGACAGGAGAUUCCGAGAUUCAUCACUCGCACCAUCACCAGAAACGUCCAAGUGCCCGUGCAAAUACCAGUCCCAGUUCCAGUGGACAGACAAAUCCCAGUCCCGUACCGAGUACCGGUACCCGUGCCCGUUGAUAGACCGGUGCCCGUCGUGCACAAGGUCCCCGUUGAGAUUACGAGACAAGUGCCCGUGUACUAUGAAAGGAAAGUGCCAUAUCCCGUCAAGGUGCCCGUACAAGUGCCAGUCCCGUAUCCAGUUACGGUCGAGAAACAUGUUCCAGUGGAUCGCCCCGUAUACGUUGACCGUCAGGUCCCCGUGCCUCACCCCGUGUACGUCGACAGGCACGUGAAUGUGCCCGUGCCCGUGCAUGUGGACAGGCCAGUAGCUGUCCCGCAUCCCGUAGUGGUUGACAGGCCAGUGGCUGUGCCUCAGCCGGUAGUUGUCGAGAAGCAGGUGCCAGUCCAAACGGUGGCCUCCGUGCCAGUCAGUAUCGGCCAGUCCGUCGGUCUCUCGAGCGGUUAUGGAGUAUCCAGUAUCGGCAGUGUCGGCAGUAUCGGCGGUAUCGGACUAUCGGGAUUGGGACACGGUGUCGGUCUCGGUAUCGGUGGUCUGGGACAUGGGAUUGGCCUCUACAGCGGACAUGGGAUUGGCCUCUCCAGCGGACACGGGAUUGGCCUCUCCAGCGGAUACGCUUCAGGCUACGGGCUCUCUUCAUACUCUAAGGUUCUGCAUUAGAUGUUGUGUGCGAGUCAAAUGAUAUAUGAGAUGAAAUAAAACCGUAUAAAUGUUUUCUUUGUUUAUUAAUUAAUUAUACAAAAGCAUACGUCAUG